AUGUUGUUGUUUCCGGAGAUCUUGGCGAAUUUUAAUGAAAAAUUGGCAGAUAUAACAUCGAUUGAAGAGGAACUCAGUCUGAUGAACUAUCCAUGUGAUCAAGGCUAUUGGGGAAAGUCAUGUGAGCUCAAAUGUUCAAGUACAAAUACAGAUACAGCUUGUAAAGGAAAGAUUUUUUGUGUUUCUGAUCCGUAUGGAUGUUCAUGUCUUGCAUCACAAGGAGGAUUAGAUUGCAAUACAGAUUGUCCUCCUGGAAAAUAUGGAGCUGGAUGUACACAGACAUGUCACUGUACCAAUGGAUGUAAUGAACAAGGAAUUUGUAUUGGAAGUUCUGGUGAUUGUCAUGCAGGAUGGACUGGCGGAAAGUGUAAAAAUGGCUCCCUCAAAUUUAGGCGUUUCGUCAACCACAAAGUAAAUCCUGGGGAAGUUACCAACUUCUACUGUGAAGUCAGUGGUAAUCCUGUUUUUGACUCUAAUGACUUAAAGAUAUGGAAAUAUGGUACAAGUGACUACCUGACUCUAAACAAUACAGGAAGUAGUAAAUAUAUUGUCUUUGGAAAUUCUACCAGUGUUGUUGUGGAUAGUGGUGAUAUGUACUCCUGUGGUCUCCCUAGAUUUAAUGACACCAAUAAGCCAUAUAUAGAUGUUGUAAAUUUUGACCAGCUUACUGUGACCUGGAACAAAUGGACUACUAAUGAUAUUGGAGAUGGUCCAGUUGAAUCUUAUAAAGUAUACUACAGAGAGAGUGGUGAGAGUGACUGGAUAUCAGGUCAAGUUACACCAGUCAGUGAUACAAGUCAGAUGAGUUACACAUCAACCAUCACAGGAUUACAGUGGUCUACUCAAUAUGAAAUUACAGUGACUGUUAAAAGACCGGGUCCCCUUGGUGAAGGAAGUAAAGACAUAACUAUCACUGCAGAAACCAAGUGUGCAACCCCACAAGAACCAACAAUUGGGGAUGUAUCAUCACCUGGGUUGAAACAACUUGAAGUUCAUGUGCAGGUUCCUGAUAGUAGUGAUAUAAAGUGUAAAAAGGAUAGUGUGAAUGGUUACAUUGAUUACAUUGAAGUGAAGUAUAGAGAGACAGGUACCGCGGAUGAAUAUGAAACGGGAAAAAGAGAAGUUUACCAAGAAAUUGUAACGGGUACAAAAGUUAUCACAUUUACGGCUGAAUCAUUACUACCUUACACAGAUUAUGACGUCAUUGCUCUGCUUAGAAAUGCUGAUGCUACAAGUUCAGAGAGUAAUUCACUGACUGUUAUAUCACAUGAGGAUGUUCCUCAUGAACCUGCCAGCAUUGAUGUACAAAGUACGACUGAAAACAGCAUCAGAUUCACAUGGACAGAUCCUACCAUAUUCAGUGGUGAUAUUUUACAGCAUAGUAUAACAUAUAAAUCAACUGAGUCUGUGUACUCAACUACCGUGUUGGAGUCUAAGGAUAUACUUAUUGAGGGCAGUAUUCAUACGCACACUUUAGAAGAAUUACCACCAGGAACACAAUUUCAAAUAUCAGUGAGUGCAAGUACAUCAAAGGGAUUUGGUAAACCUAAAUCAAUUAUCUCUGGAACUAAAAUUGGUCUUGAGGUUUCUGGUAUUCUGGAGGAGCCUCAUGUGACAAAUGAACCAGUAUUCACGGAAACCACUGCUACCAUAGAUUUCAGAAAAUCGAGGUCAAAUACAGACAUAAAGACUGAUACAGAACUUUUGAGUUAUAUUGUUGUCGUAGAAGAGAAAAGGCAGAAGAAAAAGCGUGAUUUAGAAAAGAAUAUGUAUAUUACAGCAUCGUUUCCACUGAAUGAAAUCCCUGAUCAACUUAUAGUGGGUGACGGUAUGGAAUAUAAUGGUUAUAUCAAUAAACCAUUAACACCGGGACAACAUUAUGUCAUAUAUGAUGGGGUUGCAGUAUAUACUACAGGGGUGGAAGAAAUAUUAUUGACAGAUGAACCAAUAACAUCAUUUAAAGAUGGAGUAUUAUUAGAACAAAAUAGAUCAAAUCAAAAUGGUGAUAUUAUUGGUGCUGUUGUUUCUGUCAUUAUGGUUUGUAUAGUUAUUGCGGCCAUAUUAGUUGCAGUUUUUAUUAUAAGAAGGCGUCUAAGAAAACAGAAAAGAAGUAAUGAACAUGAAGCAAGUGGCCACAAUGUACUAUCAGAGAAUGCUUAUGUAAAUGUGGAUACUAUGAUAACAAGCUCAGAAAGGGAUAAUAUUACACCUUUCACAGAUAAAGAAACUGGUGAAUCUCAAUAUAUGAAUAUAACUAUCACGCCAACAAAAGUGCCAACUCCUGAACCAACCGAACCAACCAAGCCAAGGAGUCUUCCUCCAAAGCCAAAACCUAAAGCCAAGCCAAUACAUAACUCGCAGUACACAAUUCAAGUUAAAGAUUUGGCUGAUUAUGUUAUUAAGAAACGAGAAGAAAACGAUUUUGUUGCACAAUUUAAGACGUGUUUACUUAGUUCCGUUGCACUUCUGGAGCCGUGGUUGCGAAAUGAGGCCGUGUGGUUUCUGUAUCUUGUUUUGAACUCAUUACCAUUGUUGCCUAAAAGCGAAAAUACGGAAAUUUCCUAUGAAGCUGCCAGGAUUCCAGAGAACAAAUCAAAGAACAGAUUUCGUAAUGUUCUUUCUUAUGAUCAUUCUAGAGUGGUAUUGGAUGUGAUUAACGAUGACCCCAAUUCGGAUUAUAUCAAUGCUAACUAUAUUGAUGUUUGGUCUUGGUUUGAAGAGUUUGUAGUUGACAGUUUGAACGAAGGUCACACAAAAGGAGAACUUGGUAAUUCUUGGAAGCAAGUUGUAAUAACUCUGAUUGACAAGAAGGGAAAAGACCGUUAA
This is a messenger RNA of Saccoglossus kowalevskii, 2826 nucleotides long. RefSeq names its product receptor-type tyrosine-protein phosphatase mu-like. Gene Ontology annotation, molecular function: protein binding; protein tyrosine phosphatase activity. The record is from RefSeq and is a predicted model, not a curated record. NCBI's taxonomy places the organism in Eukaryota, Metazoa, Hemichordata, Enteropneusta, Harrimaniidae. Gene Ontology annotation, biological process: protein dephosphorylation.